GAAGCACCUGACAGCGAGCAGCCGGGUGGGGGCGGAGUUGCCAUGUUUAAAGAGAGGUGGACGUGCAGUUCCGUCCUGGCUCUCAAGCUUGAUUUGUAGUUAACCGGACCGCUCUGCACAACAGUGGGGUGAAGUAAAUAAGGUGAAAACAACUGAAUGAUCUGCUGGAAGACAUCUUUCCUUUUGAGCAUCAUCUCAGGGACAACAUCUACAGUGAAAAGGAUUAGGGUGACAUCAGCUCUUCUGCCUCCGGGGGUGAACUAAAUCGCAGACAGGAACACACAUUUAAUGUCAGCAGAGAAGAUGGAGACAGCAGCCGGUGUAUACGAUGGAGCAGGACCUGCAUAUGAGGGAAAAGAAGACGCCCUCAGUCCCGAGGAUCUGUCUGAGGUGCUGGCAGCAGGGACCAAGGAGGUCCAUGAAAAGGCUGAGAACACCCAGUUUGUGAAAGACUUCCUCAGAGGUCGCAUCCGCAAAGAGCUCUUCAAGCUUGGUGCCGUGGCGCUCUACUAUACUUAUACAGCCAUGGAGGAGGAGAUUGAAAGGAACAAAGACCACCCCCACUUUGCCCCUCUAUAUUUCCCUACAGAGCUGCAUCGCCAUGAGGCCCUGGCCCGUGACCUUGAGUACUUUUACGGCCCUGACUGGCAGAGCCAGGUCAGCUGCUCCCAGGCCACCCAACUCUAUGUGGACCGUAUUCAUCAAGUAGGGCAGGAGGACCCAGUGCUGCUGGUGGCCCACGCUUACACCCGCUAUAUGGGGGACCUGUCCGGGGGCCAGGUGCUGAGGAAGGUGGCACAGAGAGCCAUGAAGCUGCCGUCCACAGGGGAAGGCCUGGAAUUCUAUCAGUUUGAUGGCAUCCAUAGUGCCAAAGCAUUCAAGCAGCUGUACCGCAGUCGGAUGAACGAGCUGGUGCUGGACAUGGAAACGAAGAAGAGGCUAGUAGAGGAGGCUGUCAAGGCCUUCCAGUUCAACAUGGAGGUGUUUGACGAGUUGGAAGUGAUCGGUCAAACCAUCCAGGAGGAUGUUUUAGAUGCUGGCAUGCCCGUCCACGGAGCAAUGGGUGGAGACGUCAGCAAGUGUCCCUACUAUUCUGCCAAAAUGGCGGCGUCGGGUGGAACGGCAUACGCUUGUCAGCUCGUCAUGGCCGUACUCCGACACCCAACAGGACAGGUCCUGUUUGCUACAUGGUUUGCUGCUCUGGCUGGAUUGGCUGCGUGGUAUCUGAUGUGAUUCGGCCGUCACCCUGUCACUGCUGUAAGAGAGGGGGAGGAGAAAGAAGGGAGGACAGUAAGGAGAAAACUCCCUCAAGCUGUAGACCAUUUCCUAGUUUCAUAUAAACAUUCUGAACAGGUCCAGGUUUAUUUAAUGUUGUGUGUUUGCUAAUGAGAGUAGCUGACAGGAAUUAAACUUGGAUCUGUUUCUUUAUAAAUGAUGUGUAGGACCAUUGGCACGCCAUCUCCAUCCAUCCACCCACCCAUCAAGCUACACCUUGUUUUUAUCCUUCAGUCUUUUUAUUUCCCUACCUCCUCUGCACCAUCCCUCCAUCCUUUCUGUCCUUCCAGUGUGUUUGGUCGUAUCUGAAGAUCUUCUUAAGCUGCUUUCUGAUUUUUGUCAUGGAAGCAUACGGUUAAUAGCGAUAUUACAUUUUCUCCCAAUUUUAAAUGACACUGCCAGAUUGACAGAGCAUAGUGACUUUUAGAAGCGGCCCAUGUAUAAUUGGCUAUACAGUGAUACAUUGGUUGAUGAUGAUGAUGAUGAUGAUGAUGAUGAUGAUGAAUGGAUUGUCACAAUUAAUUCAUGGUGAGUUUAGUGGAAACGUGUUACAACGUACUAUGCAUAUGUUAUGAGUGAGUAUAAUGGCACAGUAUGAUUUUGCUGGGCAGACUGCUGUGGUGAUUUUGAAUCCGGUCUUUGUGCAAUAAAAGAUCUCCAUUUUUACUUCCUCACAUUGAUUGAAGUACUAAGGAUAAUGUGAAAACACGGUGCACUACACUGCAGUUAUGUUUUUAUUACGUGUCAUGAUUCAAACGUGGCCUCAAAUGUUUCCAAAACAAGUUUGAACAGGUGAGAGACGAUGGGAAUCAAAAACAUUUUCUUAUUUCAUUUUAAAUCUAGCACACCUACACUUUUAACAAGUGUAUGAUUCUUAAACAUCUUUUAGAUACUAGUGAAUAACCAGAUCAUUGAAUGUCCAGAUUCAUGUUCAAAUGGACUAUUUUUCGGUUUAAUAAUUAUGAUAUGGUAUCUUGUAUUUCCCCCCCAAAAAAAAACAAAACUGCCUUUUGUCGAUUUUUUAAUUUUUUUUUUAUUUUUUUUUAAAUGCAAAGCUUCACUAUCCAAGAGGAAUGAGUCAUUGAUGAUUCAGUCUUACCUGCCACAGGAGCCUAUAUUAGGACGAGGGCGAUAACAAAAGUGAUUAUGAUGGUUUGUCUACUAAAGGCUAAGCGUGUCUGAGUGUUGUGGUUUAUUUAAACUACUUCAGGUUGGGUACUUACAGGUAGGUCCUUCAACAGCUAACCUCUUGUUUAUGCAUCAUCACUAAAACUGCCCCACAUUUCGUUCAUACUGUAUGUUGGGAACAACAUUCCAAGUAGUGCUCAACUCAACAUGGAGACGGAGGAAUAUAUUAUGCUGUGUGUGUACUGUAUGUAGUGUUAUUGCACUGUUUUGCGAUUUGAAGUUUAAUAUUUAUCCUGACACCGUAAUGACAUUUUUAUUAACUUUGCAUUAUAUUCCAAGCAUUAUAUUUCCUUUGCUUGAAAUUGUUUGACAAACGGAACCAACGGAGACCUGCUGAAAACAUUUCACCCAGGUUCCGUGUGUGUGUGUGUGUGCGCGUGUGUGUGCGUGCUUGUUUGCACACUUUCACAUGUAACGCACAGUAUUCUUUAAUUAGCAAACAGAUUGGAUCAGACAUGGAAGCCGAAGUGAUGACGUGUUUUGUAUUUGAGAGUCUCAGGUUCAUGUAGUCAGAUGGCAAUGCAAUGCAUUUCAUAUGGAGGACUAUUAAACUCCUGUAAUUCAAAAUCCAGGUUAUUUAACUUUUUUUUUUGCCAGUGUGAUGUGUCAAAAUGCUAAAGUAUUUUUAGACAAACUGAGGGGACGCAUAGUUGAACCACGGGAAGUCUAGGUAGUGCGGGUCAGUUUAAACCUUAGAUUAAAGUGAGUGGGAUGCUCGACUAAUUCAUGAUUUUGAAUUCUCUUGCGUUUUCAUUAACCCUGCUCCGAUUCGCUUUAUAGUGUUUGGCUAGAAUGCUCUCAUUGUGUGAGAGUGAAACCCCAGGAUUAUGUUGGGCUUUCUAUUAUGAAAUAAAUUCUGUUUUCCUGCUCAUGAUGAAAUAAAGGCGAUUCAUUUGGA
Cottoperca gobio is the source of this 3361-nucleotide messenger RNA. RefSeq names its product heme oxygenase 2b (gene hmox2b). Bases 289 to 1233 code for a protein of 314 amino acids. Gene Ontology annotation, molecular function: heme oxygenase (decyclizing) activity; heme binding. The record is from RefSeq and is a predicted model, not a curated record. Gene Ontology annotation, biological process: heme catabolic process; heme oxidation; response to oxidative stress. Lineage: Eukaryota; Metazoa; Chordata; Actinopteri; Perciformes; Bovichtidae. The transcript is spliced from 7 exons.